Messenger RNA from Clarias gariepinus (North African catfish), 1336 nucleotides. RefSeq names its product chemokine (C-C motif) receptor 6b (gene ccr6b). The record is from RefSeq and is a predicted model, not a curated record. The transcript has 2 exons. NCBI's taxonomy places the organism in Eukaryota, Metazoa, Chordata, Actinopteri, Siluriformes, Clariidae. Gene Ontology annotation, cellular component: membrane. Gene Ontology annotation, molecular function: chemokine receptor activity. Gene Ontology annotation, biological process: G protein-coupled receptor signaling pathway; chemotaxis; immune response. The coding region runs from base 1 to 1134 and encodes 377 amino acids.
AUGGGGGUGGCACAUGGUGGGAGGCUGCAGGGACUCUGUCAGCACAGGGAGACUGCAACAAUUAAUUAUGAAGAUGACUAUGAGGACAACCCAGAAAAUGAAUUGUGUGAAUUUAAAAGCUAUAAACAUGAGGUGACAUACCAAAUUUACUCUUUCAUUUGUGCACUCGGACUAAUGGGCAACAUUCUAGUCCUUGUCACAUAUGCAUUUUACAAAAAAGCCAAGACCAUGACAGAUGUCUACCUAGUAAACGUGGCUGUGGCAGAUCUGCUGUUUGUUCUCGCCUUGCCUCUGAUCAUAUAUAAUGAGCAGUAUAACUGGAGCAUGGGUACCUGGGCUUGUAAGGUUCUACGAGGAAGCUACAGCAUUAACCUGUACAGCAGCUUGCUCCUGUUGGCCUGCAUCAGUGGAGACCGCUAUGUUGCCAUCGUUAAAGCAAGGCGAUCAUUUGGAAUUCGCUCCAGGACCAGGACAUACAGUCGUCUCGUCUGCACAAUCAUAUGGCUGUUAGCCUUCGUAUUAUCCGUGCCAACGUUCACAUUCUCAGAGCUACAAAACGAUUAUGGCAGUGUUAAUGAGACGAUUCAAGCUGGUGAGUGUGGCUUGACUUUCGCGACAAAUAGCACAGCACAACUGAUGAAAAUCUUCCUGCCUAGCAUGCAGGUAUCUGUGGGCUUCUUCAUCCCGCUGCUGGUGAUGGGCUUCUGCUACUGCAGCGUCAUUUUCACUCUCCUCAAAGCACAAAAUUACCAGAGGCACAAGGCACUGUGGGUGGUUCUGGCUGUAGUUCUGGUGUUCAUCCUCUGCCAUUUGCCCUAUAACAUCACGCUCCUGAUGCACACUGCUCGGAUGUUCAAAGAGAGAGACUGUGAGGCAGAACAGAACAUACACUUGGCCAUGUCUGUGACCAGAAGUGUGGCGUAUCUCCACUGCUGCCUGAAUCCCAUUCUUUACGCCUUCAUCGGAGUCAAGUUCAGGAACCAUUUCUGCCAGAUCGUUGAGGAUUUGUGGUGCUUAGGGAAAAAAUACUUCUCCUCCAGACCAUCCUCUCAACAAACCUCAGAACUCUACAUUUCUGCUCACAAAUCCAUCGCCGCAGCAAAUCCUGAGAAUCCCUCUUCAUUUACAAUGUGAGUCCGGCAAAUGACCAAACAUUCAUCUGGAUGUGGAAAAUAUCCUGCUUUAACUUUUGAAUUUGGUGCUUCAAAUCAGACUUUAUGGUAGCCUGAGGUUUGCCAGUAGUAAGUUUGAGUGAUUUGAUUUCAUGUAUAUAUAUCGAGUUCGUCACAUUGGUUUCAUUUUGGUGUUUGAACCACAUUUUGGUUGGUUGUUCUGA